AAGAGGAGGACCGGAAGUUCCGCCGCAGAGCGACAGACAAACGGCUUCGAGGUUCCGAGCCGCAGGUUUUGACCCGGUUCUUUGGAGUUCUCCGUCUUCAGACGCUUCCUCCCAACCAUGAGUUACUCCGACUACGACUCGGACGGGUACCAGUCCCACGAGGAUGAGGACUAUGUCCCGUCGGAUGAUAACCUCAGUGAGGACGACAUGAACGAGUGCGAGAAGGAGGACCCUCUACAUCAGGAGGAUAGCGUUCCACAUCCUGGCAGGAAGAAGAAGAGGAGGAAGGAUGUUCAUAUGAGCAGGAAGCGCAGGAAGUCCGAGGAGGACGGCAAAGAACGGGCUGAUCCACCACAGGGAGGUGAUGAAGAUGAGGCCACGCAGAAGAAAAAAUCUGAUGAUCUUUGGGCCAGUUUCCUGUCUGACGUUGGAUCCCGGGACAAAGCCCCCGCAGAAGAGUGUCCCCCCAGAAAACAGGAGACUCCGUCUUCAGGCCUGCAGCCUCAGGCUUCCACUGCACAAACGAAAACAUCCCAGGCCGAUAAAGUGGUCAUCACCAAAGUGUUCGACUUUGCUGGAGAAGAAGUCCGGGUGAGCAAAGAAGUGUCAGCAGACUCCAGGGAAGCCAAGACUUACCUGAAGACCCAGAAAGCUGAGGAGGAGGAUGCUGGAAACCCGGACAAGCCCCCAGUUAGCGAGUCGCCUCUCCCUGGAGCCAGCACCAAACGUCCGUCAGGCAUGGGCGGCAUCCUCAGUCGCCUUGGAGGAAAGAAACCAAAAAUGAGCACGCUGGAGAAGUCCAAGAUGGACUGGGAUGCUUUCAAGUCAGAGGAGGGCAUCACAGAGGAGCUGGCUAUCCACAACAGAGGCAAGGAGGGGUUUGUGGAGCGGAAAAACUUCUUGGAGCGUGUUGACCAUCGCCAGUUUGAGUUGGAGAAAGCUGUGAGACUGAGCAACAUGAAGCAGUGAUACACACACACAGAUACACACACACACACACACAACAGAGAAACACACACAGAUUCACAGAAACAUACAAUCACACAGGAAUACACACCAACAGAUACACAAAUACAAGCAGACACAGACCCAGAUGUUGGGGCCUCAUGUACACUGCCCCCCCCCUGUAAUGACAGGGCUGUGGGAAUGGGCUGUGGUUGUGUAGGGAGGGGUCGCCACUGCUCUGGGGUGAGAACCAGUGAGAGUUUCAGAUUUUCUCCAGAGCUGCUGGUUAUCUGCACCACGGAUCUCUGACCUAAACCCCCCCCCCCCCCACACACACACACAGGCCUCUUCCUGCACUGAUGGGAGCUGGAACGUCACCAUGCUUGGAGAAGUGCUCUCCAUCGGACCAUGGACAGAAAAGGAGUCGCUUCAGCAGGAAGAGUGAAGGAACAAUUCAAGACUUUCAUCUUUUCAACGAUGCUUUUGAAAUCUAAGUUUGGGAUGGAAGGAGUUUGUGCAUCAAGUCUCACCUGAACCACACACAUUUGUUUUUCUCCCCGAUUCCUCUGAAGAAAGCUUUGAUGGAGGAGUCGGGCAGUGGCAUCUCUUUCAGGUUCUUCUCUCCUGAAAAGAUGUUUGCACAGAGACGUUCUUUGUGGAUCGUUGGGCUGGCUCUCCUCUCCCGGACUCCUGGUUCUGCUAACCUGGGCUCCAUUUUUUAUUGACUAACCUACAGGUGAUGUGGUUGAGCAGUCUGCUGUUUUCACGGCGCCCCACAGCUUUGUGAUGUGGUCAUGUGACCCCACCUGAACCUCUCAUCCCGGAAUCACAGUCCAAGCAGUUCCACACCUGAACUGUUCAAUGGGAGCACAAGUUUGGCUGCUGAUGGAGGCAGAAGGAAGACCUGGAGUCCUUUUGGUUUAACCUUAGUCACUGUAAGGUUUAGUUUCUUCUUGUUUUCCGUGUAAAUAUUAAAUUUGGCUUUGAUGUGUUCAGUC
This is a messenger RNA of Oryzias latipes (Japanese medaka), 1943 nucleotides long. RefSeq names its product craniofacial development protein 1 (gene cfdp1). Gene Ontology annotation, cellular component: Swr1 complex. The record is from RefSeq and is a predicted model, not a curated record. NCBI's taxonomy places the organism in Eukaryota, Metazoa, Chordata, Actinopteri, Beloniformes, Adrianichthyidae.